UCGCGGAGCUCCCCCUCCAACGCCCCAGGUACCCCGCGGGGGCUCGAGAUCGCAGCUGUUUGGCUUUAACUGUCCGUGGACGCUGCGGUCCAGGAGAAUCCAGUGAACCGGCCUGUGGGUCUGCCAACAAGGCAGGGUCCAGGAGGAAGGGGCGGGGCGUGGGAGCAGCCUCCCCGCUCGCCCCAGCAUGUGGCUCCCGCUGCCCCUGCUCCUGCUGCUGCCCUGGGCUGCCGUGCGCCCCGUCGGGGCGAUCCCGCUCCGCGAAGCCGAGCUGGAGGGCUCCCCGGGUUUCCUCGGCCUCCAAAGCCUGUUCCAGACCUUCACUCGGCUUUUCCUGAAAACCCUUCCAAUCACCGGUAGACUUGGCAAUAUCAUCACCAGCUUUUUCGGGAGACACACCGAACGGGCCAGUCUUGGGGGCCAGGGCAGACGUGGCGCCGACUUCCCCACCAGUGCAUCGCAGGAUGAUCUGCUCCGAGGCAUAGGCAGCUUCUUCUCAACCCCCAUGGACUUCCGGAGCCUCCCAAAGAACUACCACCAGGAAGAGGACCAGGAGCGCAGGCUGGGGAACAGGACCGUGUCCAGCCACCUCCAGAUAGACAAGGUGACUGACAACAAGACAGGAGAGGUACUCAUCUCUCAGAAGGUGGUGGCGUCCCUGGAGCCGGCCGAGGGGAAAGGGGAAGUUGCCUGGAAGGUACCCAGGAUAGAAGAGAGGGAGGUGCUGGUCCCGGAGCCCAAGGACGAGGACACGUCCCGGCGGGAGCUGCGCCCAAGGGUGGCCUUCUGGAUCAUGAAGCUGCCGCGGCGGAGGGCCCGGCCCGAGGCCCAGGAGGGCGGCUCGUGGCUGAGUGACAGGCGGCACCGGCUGCAGGCCAUCCGGGACGGGCUCCGCGAGGGCACCCGCGAGGACCUGGAGGAGGGCGCCCAGGGCUCCCCGCGGGCCAGGCUGCCUGUGCGCAAGGCCCGCUUCCUCUACAUCUUCAGGCCCUCCCAGCAGCUGUAGGGAAACUGACCCCAGCCCCCAGUGGAAAUAAAGUGCUUUCUUA
Molecule: messenger RNA, 1049 nt
Organism: Erinaceus europaeus (western European hedgehog)
Lineage: Eukaryota; Metazoa; Chordata; Mammalia; Eulipotyphla; Erinaceidae
Gene: DKKL1
Product: dickkopf like acrosomal protein 1
Exons: 6
Coding region: 188-1006 (272 amino acids)
Biological process (GO): negative regulation of canonical Wnt signaling pathway
Molecular function (GO): receptor antagonist activity; co-receptor binding
Source: RefSeq, a predicted model, not a curated record